This is a messenger RNA of Emiliania huxleyi CCMP1516, 1271 nucleotides long. RefSeq lists its product as hypothetical. The coding region runs from base 22 to 651 and encodes 209 amino acids. The record is from RefSeq and is a predicted model, not a curated record. The transcript is spliced from 7 exons. Lineage: Eukaryota; Haptophyta; Isochrysidales; Noelaerhabdaceae.
CCGCGGUGUGCUCAUAGGUAGAUGAUCUCAAGGAUAUCGGGGCGCUGGAGGAGUACAUCCAGAGCUCGCAGGUCAUCCUCUUCUUCCUCUCGCAGGGCUACUUCCGCUCCAAGAACUGCCUCCGAGAGGUCCGCUCGUCGCUCGAGAAGGACAAGCCGCUCGUCCUCGUCCAAGAAGCGGACCCUGAAAAGGGCGGCGGGACGCUCCAGGCGCUGCGCGACGAGUGCCCCGAGGACCUGCAGCCGGCCAUCUUUGACAACGACUGGCCGCUCACGAUUUGGUAUCGCAUCGAUGAGUUUCAGCUCAUCUCGCUCAAGAUCAUCGCCGAGGCGGUGCUCCUCUGCUCGCCCAACUUUCUGGACAGGACGUCCCUCCCGCUCUGCGUGUCGGGCGAGCUCGAGAGCCAGUCGCUCGCCUUUUCCAAACCGUGCACGCUCUGGGCCUCGCCAGCCAACGCGGGGUCGCUGGCGCUGGCCGAUGAGAUCGCCGCCGCCUUUGCCCCAGAUCGUGAGACCGCCGGUCUCACGAUCUGCACCACCGAUGAUCGGCCGGCCAGCGCGACGCACUUGCUGCUCUACCUCAACGAGGACAGCUUCGUCAGCGACGAGCGGCUGGCCGAGCAGGUCAAGCAGGCGCGGGAGGACAAGCUGAAGAUCGUCAUGGCGCACGAGAACGACCCCGCGCUCGGCGGCUGCCAGUUCUCGAGGUUUUUCGAAGUCACGCCGCAGGAGCUCAUCGCCGGCGGACUCUACAAGGACCUGGCAAAAUCCUGCUUCCCCGGCCACCACCGCAAGGUGUCGCUCGUCCUUCUGGCAAAGAGCCUAGGCGCGACCCCUGCUCGGUCGCGGGCGGGCCUCCUCGCUUCAGGCAGCGUCGUUGAGGGCAGCACCAGUCUCGCGAUGCGCAGCCUUGGCGGACUCAGCCGGGUGUUCGCCAAGAUGAGCAGCCGCAGCUCUGCGGAGGCGCGCGAGGUCUCUGGAGGCGAGGCGUCGUCGGUGCAGCAGCCGGUCUGAUCGGUUGCGCGAUGUCGUGCGCAAAACGUGCGGCGCGGCGAUGACCUGCAAACACGGGACGAUUAGUAGAGCUAGCUCGCACAUGGAGCAUCCGUGGGAUGUUGUGCGCGGCAUUCACAUUGCGUUGGAGGGAGGAGGGGGGGGCCACAAGUACAUGGACAUGUGCAUGCGCGUGUGCAUGCGCAUGUGCAUGUGCAUGUGCACGGGCAGUUCGGGUGGAGAUUAUGAUUUGCGUCGUGGGGUUCCUUCCAGCUCUUU